Labrus mixtus (cuckoo wrasse) is the source of this 2171-nucleotide messenger RNA. Its product is annotated as galactose-specific lectin nattectin-like. The coding region runs from base 1458 to 1952 and encodes 164 amino acids. The transcript is spliced from 7 exons. The record is from RefSeq and is a predicted model, not a curated record. Gene Ontology annotation, molecular function: signaling receptor activity. Lineage: Eukaryota; Metazoa; Chordata; Actinopteri; Labriformes; Labridae.
AUUAGUUACAUGCAUUACUAUAACAGUGGGGGAGAGACAGCAUAGUGUGCCAUGCUCCCUGCAGUCCGAGCCUAUAGCAACAUAACUAGGAGCUGGUUGAAGCCUGAGAAGGUGUCUGAUCCCGGACCCUGACUGGUAGAUGCUUCCAAAAGAGAGGGUACUGAUAAAUGAAGGCUCUACCUCCCAUACUACUUUUAGAGACUUUAGGGGCACAAGCAGGCCUUUGUUAACAGUCACAUUUAAUCCUAAUUUUCAACCAUUUUAAAUUAGUCUCAGAGCUCCUCAAAACAUGUCUGUGAAGUUUCUUGUUCUAAAGUGUGGUUAAGCUGAACAUACAGUAUCUGCUUUGAAUAACUAACUUUAAAAAAAAUGUUAGUAUAUGAUAAUAUUACAUUUCCCAAUUUAUACACCUGCAGUCUUGUGCAGUGAAAUUUGACUUUGUGUUCUCAGGCUAAUGUAAAACAUACAAAAAGUAACACAUAUUAAUGUGUACUUACUCUCAGUUUGCAUUGCUGCUGCUGCCUUUAACAGCUGUCGUCAAAAGAACAGCACUCCAGUCCUGAACAGAACAGCUAAUGAAGGGGUGGUUAAUAAAGUACACAUUCUUCUCUCAAUAAGAAGAACAGAUAGUUCAGAAGGCUCUGGUGAGAAUGGAAGUGCUAGUCGAACUUCUUCAGUGAGACAAAAGUGAAAAUAAAUAGACUCUGAAAUGUAUAAGCUCAAAUCCAUUUACCAUUCACUUAUGCAAGGGGGACGUGCAGCACAAUGACGCACGGAAAUCAAUUAUUUACCAUUUCUAACCUCCAAUAAUAUCUACUUUAUAACACAAGAUAAUGGCAACAUUAUCUUCAUUUUUCGAUGAAACAAAAAAAAGAUUCCUGCUAAAGUCAGUAUUUGAAGUACUUAAACAUUUGCAUGCAGACUUCUGCACAGUUUAACUUGCAACUUGGGACAUUAAGCUCUGCCCUAAAUCUUCAUGGUAGUUUUUCCACUAGUUGUUCAAUAUUUUGAUUUGGACCAAAGUGUUGGACUGAUUUAAAGAGAUAUGUUGCUAACACGGCUAACAAAUGGAUUUCUAAAAACAAAGUGUCCUGGUUUCAACAUUACAAAAGAUAUGAGGUAGUAUAGCUCCCUCGUGAAAGAGAGCGUGGCCUCUUCUUGCUCUCUCCCCUCGUGGUUUUAAUAAAUAACCCAAAGGAGUCUUGUUGUCAGCUGUUUUCUGUUAGAUGACAAAGAACAAUGACAAAAACCCUUAAGCUAAUAUCUUGUUUAAACAGAAUUCUAGUUUCCCUGAAGGCUGAGUAAAAAAAAAUAUAUAUAUUUUUAAUGUAAAUAAUCAUACAGCAUUGUGUGCUCACAGACACAACAAACAACCCUAAAGUCAGUGGUAGCUGUCAGCUUCAGUCUCAAAGACACGCUCUUACUCGGCUCUGCGGUGAGUGCAACAUCACAACAAGAUGGCGUCAGGUCUUCAGUUGAUCAUGCUCCUCUGUUUGACCAGUAGACUAUGGAUCGGGGUUGCAUCAUGUUCGAUACUAACAGGUGAAUCCUGCAAGACUUGCCCUCAGGGUUGGAUUCAUUUUGACAAAAGCUGCUACCUUUUCCAGUUCACUCAGAUGGAUUGGGCUGAUGCAGAGCGCCACUGCACCGCCAUUGGAGGAAAUCUGCCUUCUGUCCACGCCAAUGACCAGUACACCUUCCUCAGAAAUACUAUUCAUCAGUUGACUGGGCGACAUGGUGGUGCUUGGCUUGGAGGAUAUGAUGCUGUAAAGGAGGGUGUGUGGCUGUGGAGUGAUGGUUCCCUUUUUGACUUCAAACACUGGGCCAAAGGGGAGCCAAAUGACAGGAGUGGAAAAACGAACUGCAUGGAGAUGAACUUCCGAGGAAAGGAUUACGUCAACGACACCUCUUGCAAUCAGAAGAGAUCUUUCUUUUGUGAGAAGCACUUGUGAAGUCCUCGCUGCGUGCUCACACUAGUUAAUCAAUCAAUCUUUAUUUCUAUAACAUUAAUUCAUAACAAAUGUCUCAAGACCUCUUACUGAAGAGCAGGUUUUUUCCCUCCCUAUGAUGUCACUCGUACCAGGAUGUCCAGCCUUGAUGACAUCACUGCUUUGGGAUUGAGUGGCAGUUGUCAUUGAAUACAUGUUGAAUCAAUAAAGUAAUACAUCCUG